AAGCAACAGCAAGCUGCAAGCUCUCCAGUGCAGUUCCGAACGGGGCCUUUUUUUCCAGCGCCGGCUUCACUGGAGCGGCCGGCCAAUCAGAGCGCCAUACCGCCUGAGCCGCGAGACCGCCAAACUCUUUCAGCCUUGCUGCAGCCUACCUACCUAGAUCGCAAAGCAACUGUCGCGACAUACAUCAUCCACCCUCAACCCAUCCUCCCCCGCCCGAAAUUGCCCAUCAUGUCGACCGAUCCCAAGAUCCAGGAGCUCCUCACCAAGUCCCGCAACGAGCUCACCGAGUACGAGAUCGCACAGCUUGAGGAGCACGAGUUCAGCGCCGGGCCUCUCUCGAUCCUCCAGACCGCCGUGCGCAGCCACACCCAGGUCCUCAUCUCCAUCCGCAACAACCGCAAGCUUCUUGCCCGCGUCAAGGCCUUCGACAGGCAUUGCAACAUGGUCCUCGAGAACGUAAAGGAAAUGUGGACAGAGACGCCACGCCUGGCCAACGGCAAGAAGGGCCGUCCCGUCAACAAGGACCGCUUCAUCAGCAAGAUGUUCCUCCGCGGUGACAGCGUCAUUCUGGUUCUCUUGAGCUGAAGGGAUGUAACGGACACGAACGGGAGGGAGUUGGGAGCGCUAGUCUUGGUACGGCCCGCCGCAAUGUCAUUGACGAAAGCGUCCAGAAUACGACACGUUAUGUCGGGAAAGGAGCGAAAACACAGCGUUCAUGCAACCGACCGUGCCAAAAGGAGUAUCGAGCGAAAGGAAACGAAAUGUCGACGGGUGCUAUUGUAGAAGGGGCAAAAGUCGCCUGACGGAAAGCAGCGUACAAACCCAACCUGGGAGGAAAGACUGCAUGACAAAAAAUACCCACGGUAGAGUGGUUUCUGUUUCACACAAAAAAACGGGACGAGAUAGGCGUUGAAGACAAUCUGGAUUC
Colletotrichum navitas is the source of this 928-nucleotide messenger RNA. RefSeq names its product LSM domain-containing protein. Lineage: Eukaryota; Fungi; Ascomycota; Sordariomycetes; Glomerellales; Glomerellaceae. Gene Ontology annotation, cellular component: U1 snRNP; precatalytic spliceosome; catalytic step 2 spliceosome. The record is from RefSeq and is a predicted model, not a curated record. The transcript has 4 exons. Gene Ontology annotation, biological process: RNA splicing; spliceosomal snRNP assembly. Gene Ontology annotation, molecular function: RNA binding. The coding region runs from base 229 to 585 and encodes 118 amino acids.